AUGAGCUUCUCAUACAACGCAUGCAGUCAGAUCCCCGAGUCUCUCGAGCCGUACGGAGACAUCGCAGGAUUAGGGGUCGUACUGUCUUUUGUCAUCAGCGCUUGGCUGACCAUCCUGGUCCUAGUCGGGUACUACGUGUUUGCAUUCGAUCCAGAUGUAGACCCUUUUCAAAGGAUCAGGUCUACUACAACUCCUUAUAGUCCAAUCCCGCUCGACGUACUGAUUGCAAAAUACACUAAGUACUUAAGGGUUCUUAAAGACUUCAGAGGAAGUCUAGCUGAAGAUGCCUUCCAUAAGGUUAGCACUUGCGUUUGGUGUAACUCAGAUCCUACCAAGCUUACAUAUUCAAGUGCAUUCUUGCCCUCGCGGAUGCCCAAUUGA
Molecule: messenger RNA, 381 nt
Organism: Colletotrichum gloeosporioides
Lineage: Eukaryota; Fungi; Ascomycota; Sordariomycetes; Glomerellales; Glomerellaceae
Exons: 2
Coding region: 1-381 (126 amino acids)
Source: RefSeq, a predicted model, not a curated record